Messenger RNA from Ceratosolen solmsi marchali, 2116 nucleotides. RefSeq names its product Protein O-mannosyl-transferase 2 (gene twisted). The record is from RefSeq and is a predicted model, not a curated record. Gene Ontology annotation, molecular function: dolichyl-phosphate-mannose-protein mannosyltransferase activity. The transcript has 14 exons. Gene Ontology annotation, biological process: protein O-linked glycosylation via mannose. Gene Ontology annotation, cellular component: membrane; endoplasmic reticulum. Lineage: Eukaryota; Metazoa; Arthropoda; Insecta; Hymenoptera; Agaonidae. The coding region runs from base 1 to 2067 and encodes 688 amino acids.
AUGAUAAAUUGGUGGCUACUAUUUGGAAUUAUUCUUAUAUUUACCUUUAUUACUAGAUUUUAUAAAGUAACAGAACCUGCUCAUGUUUGCUGGGAUGAAACUCAUUUUGGUAAAAUGGGAAGCUGGUAUAUUAAUAGAACUUUUUUUUUUGACGUUCAUCCACCUUUAGGAAAAAUGCUUAUUGCAUUAUCAGGACAUUUAACAGGUUACGAUGGAACAUUUCCUUUUGAAAAGCCUGGUGAUAAAUAUAAAAAUGUUAAUUAUAUUGGUAUGAGAAUGUUUUGUACAUUUCUUGGUGCCACAAUAGUACCAUUAUCAUUUUUGAUUGUAUGGAAACUAACACAAUGUGCAAGAGCUGCUGCUUUCUCGGCUGGCUUAAUUUUAUUUGAUGUUGGAUUGCUAACAUUAAAUCAGUAUAUUCUUCUGGAUCCUAUACUUUUAUGUUUCAUGAUGUGCACAAUAUAUACUAUGACUCAAGUUGGUUCAUUAUAUAACCAACCAUUUACUUUGGCUUGGUGGAUUUGGUUAUCACUCACAGGAGUAUUUCUUGCUUGUACGAUUAGUGUAAAAUUUGUUGGAUUAUUUGUAGUUUUACUAGUUGGAUUUUAUACAGUUCAUGAAUUAUGGAGAGAAUUAGGAAAUUUAAAUCAGUCUAUUACUGUUGUUGGAAAACAUUUAAUAUCUAGGAUUAUAUGCCUUAUAAUUUUGCCUAUCUUUUUAUAUUUAUUUUUUUUUUAUAUCCAUCUUACUGUUUUGAAUAAAAGUGGAAGUGGUGAUGGAUUUUAUAGUUCAGAAUUUCAAUCAUUAUUAGAAGGUAAUUCACUGCAUAAUGCAAGUAUGCCUCGUCAGUUAGCAUAUGGUGCAAAGAUUACUUUAAAAAAUCAUCGUACUGGAGGUGGUUAUUUACAUUCACAUUGGCAUCUAUACCCUGAAGGCAUUGGAGCACGACAACAACAGAUAACAACAUACUCUCAUAAAGAUGACAAUAAUUUAUGGUUUAUUAAAAAAUUUGAUAUAGAUGAAAUUUUAUCAAAACCAGAACUAGUUAGACAUGGUGACCUCAUUCGCUUAGAACAUGUUAUUACUAGACGCAAUUUACACUCUCAUAAAGAAAUUGCUCCAAUAUCUAAAAAACAUUAUCAAGUUACUGGUUAUGGCGAGAAUGGAACUGGUGAUGCAAAUGAUGUUUGGAAAGUAUUAAUACAACAUGGUAAAGAAGGAGACGUCGUUGAAACUGUGACUAGUAAAUUAAAACUCGUUCAUUAUUUACAUCAUUGUGUUCUCACGUGUAGUGGAAAAACAUUACCAAAAUGGGGAUACAGCCAACAAGAAGUUUCUUGUAAUCCUAAUAUAAGGGAUAAGAAUUCUUUUUGGAAUAUUGAAGAUAAUGAUUAUUCAAAACUUCCAAAUGUUAGUUUCCAAGUUUAUGCUCCAAGUUUUUUUAAACGAUUUCUUGAAUCUCAUGCUGUAAUGUUGCAAGGAAAUUCCGACUUAAAAGUUAAGGAAGGUGAAGUUUCUUCAAAACCAUGGCAAUGGCCAAUAAAUUAUAGAGGUCAGUUUUUCUCAGGAAACAGUCAAAGAAUAUAUUUGCUUGGUAAUCCUGUAAUUUGGUGGGGAAACAUAGUUUUCCUCUUCAUCUUUGUAUUGGUAUAUAUAAAUGCAGCUGUAUGUGAGAAACGUGGCUGCAAAGAAGAUAAAUCAUUACUUCAACAGAGAAGAACUGUUAUAAACGCAGGAAGCUGGUUAUUUAUUGGUUGGCUAUUACAUUAUGUACCAUUUUGGACUAUGACACGUGUUUUAUAUUUCCAUCAUUACUUUCCUGCACUGCUUUAUAGUUCUAUGCUCACUGGAAUAACUUUUAAUUAUAUUUUAGAAAGUUUCUUAAUAUUAUUACCAGAAAAAAUCGGGAAGACUAUUUAUCAUGUUAUUCUUGGUGUUGCAAUUUCAGCCGUUGUUUACAGUUUUUAUGUAUUUUCACCAUUAGCUUAUGGAAUGGAAGGACCAUCAGCUAAUGAUCCAAAUAGUACAAUGUAUUCACUUCGUUGGAUGGAUUCAUGGGAAUUUUAAUAAGUAUUAUAUUUGAUGUGAUCACUUACAAAGUUUUAUAUAUUUAUUA